Messenger RNA from Acaulospora colombiana, 324 nucleotides. Lineage: Eukaryota; Fungi; Glomeromycota; Glomeromycetes; Diversisporales; Acaulosporaceae. The record is from the annotation of a GenBank genome assembly.
AUGUCUUCAGAACGCAAACUCACGAUAACUUAUACGCUGAACCCUCCGGAGGGAACUAUUACACCACUGUCCAAAAAAACUGGUCAAUCGAUCCCACCUUCCGAUACGAUCGCCUUCUCCGUGAGCAAGGAAGGCCAGGUAGAUUAUAAACAAGUUGUCGCCGCCAUUCAACAGGCGAAAGAAAUAACUGGGAUUAAUAUAUUAACUCCUUGGAGGGAUGCAGUAGGCGACAAAGAAGCCGGCAAGGAUCAGAAAAAGACCACCACUGCCGAUAGUCCAGAUGAAGAGGAUGAGGACGAGGAAUCAAAUGCAGAGGCGGCAUAA